Messenger RNA from Coregonus sp. 'balchen', 6714 nucleotides. The record is from the annotation of a GenBank genome assembly. NCBI's taxonomy places the organism in Eukaryota, Metazoa, Chordata, Actinopteri, Salmoniformes, Salmonidae.
AUGUUGCCUUCCAUUGGGUUCUUCGCUGAAAUAGACUGUCCAUUUUUCAGACGUGACCUCUGUAAGCGACCCCACUGUCUGUACAAGCAUGUCAAAGACGAGCGAGGAAUGUUUGACAACACCCUGUAUGGAUCACCGGUAACAGCAGCAGCAGGUCAGUCUGCUUUUAUUGUAAUUUCUUUACAUACAAUUUCCCCAAAGUGUCUCUUCUUCAGCUUGCCUUUAGUUUUGCCAUAGUAGGUAUACUACUUAAUUGCCACAUGCCAUUCACAAGUGGAAAUUGGCAGUAGCACGUCAUCAAUUUAUAAAAUCAAUUUGCAACCUGAUUACUUAUUUUCAAUUCGGCCUAUAACCUAAUUGCAGUAAAGUGCAUCAACCUGCCCAGACCAUGUUGUAAAGAAUUAUGUAAGACAAAUUAGUUGGCUGCAUUUUUUUGACUUUGUUAAAAUAGUAUGUAGUAUAAGUGUAGCAAUUUACAUUAUUCGAUUGUUUGAUCUUCUUAAUGACAAAUUAGUUUUCUAUUGACUUUUUCUCCAUAAACAGGUGUUUGGAAAACUCAUUCCACUUCCAUCAAUGGAGCCCCACAGGUCAAUGAAGCCAAAGACACUUGCCUUUUGGAGUUGGAGAGGAUCAACAAAGAAAUCGAGACUGUGAAGAAUGAGGUUGAGAAGGAGCAAAGGAGAUUAUCCCGUUACCAAACUGUGCAGGUGGACAGUGAAAGAACAGGGUCCAAGAAAGUCUUGAUUGCCAAAUCUGAAACACCAGGUAAAGAUCUGAAUGGAAAUAGUGUAAAAUCUUUACACCGGCAGUCCACUACAGUCUAUUCUCCUGCCCGGAGGAAGUAUGUGGUUGACAACUCCAAACCGAGGACUGAUUUGGAAUACGACCCCUUGUCCAACUUCUCAGCUUCUUUGCGAUCUAGUGGUUGUUCUGAGUACAAACAAGGUAAUGAGCAGAAAGUGAGAGGUAGGCAAGGUGUGAAGAGGACUAGAGAGAAUGUUUGUAAGGAGGACCAAACUAAGCCACCUUCUCAAGAGCUCACUGCCUCACCGGCUAGUAGUAACAAGCUAGUUGAUGACUCUGAAGAAGAAGAAGGGGUCCUCAUCAUUGAUAUUCCACCUCUGGAGAGCGACAGAAAGAAGAGUCGGGCUCAGAAGCCCUGUAAGACCACCACAAACCAAUCACAGGAAAUCAAAGAGGAAGUCCACCCUAUUCCUGUUCCUACUGUGGCUCAUGCGCCACUUACUAUUCCACUUCCUGUGUCCACUCCUGGUCCUGAAGUAGUCAAAGUCAUAUCCCCACCUGCAGUGUCUGAGAUUGUGAAAGAUGAUAACCUUAACACUUAUGGCCUAUCUAGUGUUUCUGCUAGUCAGGAAAAUGAAGGUGAACCCAGUGCUGUGAGUGUAUUCGAUGACUUGUCCAAAUGCUUGGAAAACCUGAGGAGUGAAAGUGAGAGAAUAGUUUGUUACCAAGAGGCUGAGGCCACUGCGGAAAGCAACGGUGGCACAGAACCUGUAUCAUCUUUACAGACACGUCACCAUAAUGAUCCAGUUGUUAAGACUGAUGUCAACUUACUGAUGGCAGAGCCUGUAUUGCUUGAACGUGAGCUUGCUUCCAACUGUGUUGAGAACAGUAACCAUCUUCAACCCAAUGAAGUCUUAUAUGAACAUGUAUCUUCACUACCUCAUCAUGUUUUAGUCCCUCCCUCUGUCUCCUCCCCCCAUAAACACCCCAUUGAGACCCAGAGAAGUGAGCAGCCAGCAGCACAGAGCUCUGCUCAGAGUUACUGGUCACCUGUACAAAGUGUAUCAUCAGUGCCAUGUCUUCAGAAAAUCCCAGGCCAAACUCCAGGGCCAGGGCUUGAUUUUGCCCUUCCUAGUCCAGUUCCGGUAGCAAACUUUGUAGAGCAAGCGGCCACUACCGCGGGUAUCACCCAAUGCCAGCUGUUAUAUGGGCCAACUACGUCAGGGACUAAUGGAGUAGAAUUACAAUCUGCUUCUUUUGAACAGCCUACCGUGGAAGCAAUGAAUGAACAAGUUGUUAUUGAUUCAAGUUCUGAGGAGCUUGAGUAUUCUGAGUUAUCUGAUAGUGACACAAUGGAGGAAUGCUAUCGCAUCUUCAUGGAGGAAGCCAACAAGGGUGACGAGGGAUCCACAGACCAGGCUAGUACACUUGUAAGUGCACACACACACACACACACUGGGUGGGAUAGUUGGACAGUUCAAUGGAGAUAGGAAAAUGUUGUCGUUGUGUGUUUUAGGUAGGAGCUGUGGAUGUGGAGACACCAGGGUUAGCAGUGAAACCCAAACCGUUGCCAGGACCCAGGAAGAGGGUGGCCCAUGUGUCCAGAUAUACUGAGGUACACUAUUGAAGACUCCAACUCAAGCACAUGAUAUACUUUUUACUGUGAUUCAUGAAACUGUUCUUAUUGUAAUUGACUGCCUUCCUGUCCUAUAGCCGCCAGUGGGCAAAAGCAAAGCCCAGGUGAUAGUUCCUUUCCGAGGAGGAGUCCCCCAGUUGUCCAACCCCUCUAAGAUCCAGCAGCUGCAGCAGAGGGCCUCCGUGUUGUCCGCUGCUCUAAAAGGAGGCCAGGCGUUCAUCUCCUCCAACUCACAGAGAAAAAUGGUGACGCUGGCUUCUCCUGCUCAUCAGGCCAGUCAUCAUGCCACCCAUCAUCCAGUUCAAUACCUCAUUCACCAGCCAACUCAUCACCAUACUACUAUGCAAAAUUGUAAGUAAGAGUCCAUAACUGUAAUGUGUAAACGAUGCUUUUGUAUGUGUGAGGAAUGUACCAAUCACUGCAAUUUGAGUUGGAAAUGAUAAAGUACAACAGGGUGAUGUUUCUCUUGGGAUGAAAACACACACUUCCAGUCAGUUGGCAUGUAUAUCCUGUUGUACAUAUUUUUUGUCUGUGUUAUGCAUCAAAAGAUUUCAUCUAUAUUAAAUGCAUCUAAUUUCCAUCCGUACAUGAUACCAAGUCAUUGGUUAAAUAUUUUCCCUGCUAGCCUAUGUGAACAUCAUACCUGUGGGAACAGCCAUCCAGGUGGGCAACAACCUGCACUUCAUCCUCCCAGAGGGAAGCUACACUCUGCCCAUCACUUCAGCUAAUUGUCCAGUCACCCCAGUCCAAACCCCAGUCCAUACCCCAGUUACCCCUGUUCCUGUACAACCUCAGCCUACUGCCUAUAUCCCUGCUAAGGUGAGGACCAACAUAAUGUAAAGGUGGAAUGAAAUGGCUUUAGUGAUUUUUCUUUAUAUUGACACAGUAAGACUUUACUGAGCAGAUUAUUUUCAUAUUGGUUUUCUAAAAAACUGCAUGGCAAGGUAAUUUGUAUUGUGUUUCUCCUCAAGUAAAAAAACAAUCAUUAUUUUGAUUUUGUCCUCCCAGCCCAUUCCUACCAAACGUAAAGCCAAGACGCGUCCUGAGGUCGGCGCCAAAGUCCCACAUGACGUACGGCAGCGCUAUGUAAACCUGUUUGUAGAGGAAUUCCUCAAAACAUCUGUCACUGUACAAGAUGCUUUUGAAAAGGUAUGUACCAGAGCAGUCAACAUUAUUUUAUCCAUGAUUAUAUUAAAUGUGAAUUGUCAUACAUGUUGUUUCCAUUACUUAUUGUUUCAGUGUUUUAUGUUGGAAGCUGUGACAGUGUGAUUAAACUUUAGGCACUUGCUGAGGAGAAGACUGUGUAUGAUCGCAGCAUCAACAAACUCAAGUAUCUGAGUGUUGCCGUGAACGCACUGAAGAGGCUGAAGAACCAGAGCACAGUCUUUGUCAAAGGUGGGAAUCUACAGCGACUGAGGGACUGUAUCCUAAAUUGCUUUUUGAUUACUUGCAAUAGUAUGAUAUUAUAUUGUUAAAUAUCUUCUGUAGUCUAUAUAAAGUGUUAGAACAAAGAUGUGAACAAAGGACAUGUUGACAUUUUGGGCUUUGCAACUCAAGUUUAAUUGUUUCUUGUCUUGACAAGGUAAUGGUUGUCUUUAUUAGCUGAAAUUUGUCUGCUCUUUUGCAGCUGGAAAUGAAACCAAUGUCCAGAUGUCCAGAGGAAAUAUUCCACUCAAUGAAAAAGCACUUUGGGCAAAUGGUAUCAAGCGUCCCUCAACACACAUUUUUAUUAAGGGAUACGAUUUUUUCCCAAGUUCUUAUGCUAUGUGUCAUAUCAUCUUUACUGCUUUUCUGACACUUCCAUUACUAAUUUAGCUUUCCUAUUCAUUUUCUGCUGAAGGAGAUGCUGCAUUGUAUGACAGUUUGAAGGAGCACAUUCUGUCAGAGGAGAUAUUGACGGAGAACAACUAUCCUCUUCAGCACCCAGAAAAAUCAGGCAGUGCCAUACUGUACCGUGAAGACUAUAAGAAGGGAAUCACUGAUCGUGAGUACAGUAUGAAGAACUGCAUUGUUCAGGUGUAUAUUGCUGACCGACUGCAAAAAUUGACCUCUUGGAAUGUGACAUAUUUAGUCAUAAGCAUGUAUUUUACGUGCUUGGCAUAAGCAAUACAUCCAAUAUGCCAGGGUAAUUCAAAUCCUACCCUGGAGGUCCAUAAUACUGUUGGUUUUCUGUUGUACCUGAUAAUUAAUUGUGCCCACCUGGUGUCCCAGGUCUAAAUCAGUCCCUGAUUAGAGGGGAACAUUGAAAGAAAGCAGUGGCACUGGCUUCGAUGGUCCAUAUUUUAAUUUGAGGGCAAUUGGCUGUGGUAUGUCAUUUCCCUAGGACUGGUCUACCUCGGGUAUUGUAGUCAACAUGGGCCUGUUCAUGCUCUAUUUUUCAUUCCCCAUUCCAGAAGAGGGCGUACUUCAGCUUUUAUCAGGUCUUUGCAUUCAGGGCUCUGUUUAACUCCUGAAUUGGCAACUUGUGUUUGUUUUGUUUCUGGGGGAGAAAAGCUUUGAAGAGGAUUUGCUGUCGUUGUGGGGCAACUUACUCUGUGAACCAAGCGGGAAAGCACACUCGCAAGGAGGAGUGCAACUACCACUAUGGGAAAGGAGUUGAGAAGAAGGGUGAGAGGACAUUAUGGUAUGUUCUACAUGUCUCAAAACAGAUAUUUAAUUAUGUUUCCGUAACUUGCUAUUACUGUACAGUUCCAGGUGGAGUGGAAACACGCUAUAGCUGCUGUGAGGGUGUGGCUGGAUGCCCUGGAUGCCAAGUUUUCAAGGUAAGAAGAUGAAUGGAGCAUUACACUUAUUUUCCAUAAUACCCUUCAAAGAUGUCAUGAAACAUUUUGUAUCGCUCACAUAUGUUUUCCCCCUCAGUUGCAUGUCCAUGAUGCAGUUCGCUUGGAUGGCUUUGUCAGUACCCUUCCUAGGCCUGCCUCUGACAAGAUCUGCCCGGGUGUGUUCUCAAUCGACUGUGAAAUGGUGAGAUUCAACAGUAACAUUCUGGAAUUCAUAGGCAACAUUUUGCAUGACAUGCCAAUUAAGGUUGGGCCGGUGUGUUUUGGAUAUCAAUGUCCACACUGCCACACUAGUGAUCUGGUAAAGGUUUUAUUGUAUGGCUAAUAAAUUCAGAUUUUUUUCAGUGCUACACCACUCAAGGUCUGGAGCUGGCCAGAGUGACUGUUGUCAACUCCAGUUUGCAGGUCAUCUAUGACACCUUUGUGAAACCUGAUAAUGAAGUCAUUGACUACAACACCAGGUAAGGCCACACAACACUCCAGAAUUAAUAUUGAAUCUCGACAGACUGCUUUAUUUAAUCCAGUAUUUAGACGAGGAUGCAAGGAAGUCCUUAAUGCUCUCUGCUCCUCCAGGUUUUCAGGCAUCAAUGAAGCUGAUGUGAAAGGAACAAGCUCGUCCCUACGUGAUGUUCAGGAGACUCUACUGAGCUUUGUCAGUGCAGAGACUAUACUGAUCGGCUACGGCUUGGAAACUGACCUCUGUGCACUGAAGGUGAGUUGAGCUGCAUUAUUUGAUAACUAUUUAUUAGUGAAUGGACACUAUGGAAAGUCUAUCAGUAGAAUUUCUUUCGAAACAAUAUCGGUACAACAAAUAAAACUACUGUAGAAUAAAACGAUAUUACUACUGCCAAUGACAAUCUCCUUUGAGCAUGCGUUUUAGUCCAGGACUAGGCCUAAUCUGUGUCUGGGGAAACUGGCCCAUAAAGUUUGUCCCCUGCCUGUCUCAGCUGCUCCACGGCACCGUGGUGGACACCUCUGUGUCGUUCCCCCACCGCCUGGGCCUGCCUCAUAAGAUGACCCUUCACAACCUGACAGCAGACUACCUGAGGAGGAUCAUCCAGGAGAGUGGUGGGUCAAACACAAACAAGUCUCUGGCAAUGGGGAGGAUGUCCAUCUACUGUGUCAUUAAAGUUUUGUACCGUCAAACUGAUCAUGGUGAAAUCAGGGAAAGAUGUUGCAUGAAUGUUUUUAAUGAAAAGUAUUUCACAAUCCCAACUCUGUCCAGUCACUGCUUACACUUAAAUGUGUUCUUAGAACACUAAUCAAAAAAGGAACAUUGCAGUAGAGAUGGAAAAUCUGAGAGAUCAUAUUUUGUGUUGUGUAGUAGGCUACAGUCAUAAAACGUGUAUCCACUAAUGUGAGAAUCAUUCCUAAUCCAAGGCUUUCAGAUACAUGUAAGAUAUACAGGCCUACAUUAGUCUUGCAGUAACAGUGUGUAUGGCAUUGUUCCUGUCUCUUCCAGUGGGUGGCCAUGACUCGGCAGAGGAUGCUGCUGCCUGUAUGGAGCUCAUGCUGUGGAAGGUCAAAGAAGAUGGCAAAACUAAACGAUGGUGA